AUGCCUCCUCCUCCGUGGCUGCAGCGCUGCGGCCUGAAGCUGCUGCCCGUGGCUGGCUUCUACAAAAUCUGCCGUGACGCCGAGCACCAAUAUGACACCGCGAACCAACUCGGCGAAUCCUUGGUCGCGAUGCUGCGCAACCCGCGCAACUGGCUGCGCGACUUGACCUAUCCUGAGCAUGCUGAGGGCCUUGCGGCGUCCUACCUCGAAGAGAACGGGAGCCGCUUCGCCCGCUUCGCCCUAGACUACGAGAGCGAGAGCUUCAACCUUCUUGAGAACCCCGCGCUGCUCGACGUCUUUGUCGACCAGAUGACGCAGAUCUUCACGCACAUUUUGAAGACCUACCGGGAUGCGCGCGACAUUGUGCACGCGGUCGACACGCGCUUCUUUCGCGCGCUGCACGCGGAGGCUGCGUACAUCCUCGACGACUACGAGCCAUUUUGGGUUAACGACGACGACGACGACGACGACGCUUCACUUCUCAACAACAUUGAACGUGACUAUGAAGGCCUCGGCGAGUUUGGUUCGGGUUCGCGUUUUCUGCUCGAGCAGAUUGCAAUGGGACGGUCGUUGGAAAGCAGGGUGUCUCGUUACCACGUCGUGACGCUCUGGCAGGGGAUGCUGGCGUACCAGCGCUGCAAAGAUCCCCUUCUGCGCUGGCUCGAGCGGGCCCAGCACCGGCUGGGCGCGUAUGAAGAGGGCGGCGUGGCGCGCCAGCGCGACCUUGAGUCAUACGAGGCAGACAAUAUGGACGAGGCCUGA
This is a messenger RNA of Emiliania huxleyi CCMP1516, 762 nucleotides long. RefSeq lists its product as hypothetical. The transcript has a single exon. NCBI's taxonomy places the organism in Eukaryota, Haptophyta, Isochrysidales, Noelaerhabdaceae. The record is from RefSeq and is a predicted model, not a curated record. The coding region runs from base 1 to 762 and encodes 253 amino acids.